AUGAUCCACAGGACUGGAAAUUGCGGAACCUGUACACCUCGACAAGUAGCCAAGCUAAGAGGCCCAGCCAAAAACACUUGUCCAUUGCAACGACCCUUCUUUAAGCCAAAGUUAUUUCACCAACAUCAGCAUUUCCACUACUUUUCCCGUCAAAUACAUGACAUGUCAAUCCAGUCAAGCGAGACGUAUUGCGAUCUGUUGCCCCAAGCAAAGCGUAAUCUUUCCCGCCAUCAGUUCAUGCAUUUGUCAGCUCUGAGUCCCUUAGACGGCACCUCUUGUCUGCCGUCAAAAGUGACGAAUGACCCGAACAAGUCGUCGCAUGCGCGAGGAGAGCAAAGGUUCGUUGGAAGGAUGAAGAAAAGCAAGAUUCCAAUACAGAAAAACGAGCGAUCCGAAGAGCGAAAUGACACUCCUUCCUCGGAUGACUUGUCGUCCGUGGCGACCCGAUCAUCAAAGACAGUAACCGAGCAAGUGAACAUCGUGGAGUAA
This is a messenger RNA of Protopolystoma xenopodis, 489 nucleotides long. NCBI's taxonomy places the organism in Eukaryota, Metazoa, Platyhelminthes, Monogenea, Polystomatidea, Polystomatidae. The record is from the annotation of a GenBank genome assembly.